UCACUGUAAUGCAUCGCUGUGUUAGUUAUAUAACCCAACCUCAAAGUGCCUGGAAUUCUUGACAUUUUGCCUUCAAGUCGCUACAGUCGAGCAAUCCCUGCACUAGCUCUUUGAAAACAGUCCUUAGAAUAUCUACCAAAAAUGGCCGGUGGCGAUGAAUCUAAGCUGACGGGAUUGUCCCGCUACUUCAAUGGCGAAACCCUCCGGGGCCGGGCCAAUGUCGCCAAGGCCACGUACGCUGGCGUCGGACUGAUUAUCCUGUACUUCACCCUGAAACCAUCGAAGAAGUGAAAGAUGUAGCCGAGUUUGUUUAGGACUAGGUCUUACAGUACGAGACAUCUUGUCGCUUUAUUUUUACGGUCGAGAAUGUGAAGGAAAUAUAUUAUGCAACAGUGCUGAAAAUCUGAA
Messenger RNA from Armigeres subalbatus, 408 nucleotides. Its product is annotated as ATP synthase membrane subunit K, mitochondrial-like. The record is from RefSeq and is a predicted model, not a curated record. The transcript is spliced from 3 exons. Lineage: Eukaryota; Metazoa; Arthropoda; Insecta; Diptera; Culicidae. Bases 142 to 291 code for a protein of 49 amino acids.